UCACAUCUCGCUCCAUCUUUGACUGUGGUUUCGCAGUUGCAUCCUCCGCUGUGAUGGCAUACGAUUGGGGUUAAUAAGUUAACACGUUUUAUCAGUAUGUUAUAACAGGUCGAACGGGUCUAGUCGAGCAAAUGUCCAAUCAAGAACACAGUGACAUAAAUGUGUACUACGUUGGACUAUCAUAUGGUGUGUGCGUAUGGUUUGCAGUGUUAUCCAGUAGAUGUCAUUGUACCGUGCUACUAAACCAACUCUCGUCAUUAGUGCGUCAGCACGCUAUGGUAUCUCAAUUAAGUGUCGGUGACAAACACAAUGGGUAUUCUGUAGAUACUCAACCAUUAAUUGAAGCCCCGUACAGGGGCGAGUGUCAUUUUAUCGCGGUUUGUUGGUUCAAGCACUUAUGGAGUCUUUUGAGUAACCUGUGUUUGCACGUGCUAUCCUUCGGUUUGUGUUGGUAUGGACCACUGCCGUCGUCAGUGCAAUGUUGGACGGUGAGGUUUUCGACUGUGGUAUCUCACUAAUAUUUGAGUUGAUUGCAACUAGGUUGAACUAGCGUUCCAGGGGGUAAGCUUUUUGCUGCAAGCAUUGCCAAGCAUACAAGACUAAUGCAGUUAAAGCUGCGCACCUGCCAUCAGUAAACCGUUCGAAGCUUACUUUCCGGUCACGACAGUCAGUAUUGAAUUUCCCACUGGCACCACAAUUUGCUAC
Molecule: messenger RNA, 705 nt
Organism: Suillus bovinus
Lineage: Eukaryota; Fungi; Basidiomycota; Agaricomycetes; Boletales; Suillaceae
Exons: 5
Coding region: 132-518 (128 amino acids)
Source: RefSeq, a predicted model, not a curated record